Messenger RNA from Macadamia integrifolia, 3418 nucleotides. RefSeq names its product putative DUF21 domain-containing protein At3g13070, chloroplastic. The transcript has 14 exons. The record is from RefSeq and is a predicted model, not a curated record. Lineage: Eukaryota; Viridiplantae; Streptophyta; Magnoliopsida; Proteales; Proteaceae. Gene Ontology annotation, molecular function: flavin adenine dinucleotide binding. Bases 425 to 2449 code for a protein of 674 amino acids.
GUGCACCAAUAGGAGCGGAGGGGUCAUCUCAAUGGGGAGAGGGAGAAAGAGAGUCAAACACGGGUCUGGCCACCCCGGCGGCGUUCACUGAGUUUCCCCCCAUUUUAUUCUCAUAUCCUUUCCAUUCACAGAAUUGUACGCUGCGGUUCUGCCCAUUUUUCUCUUUUAAUUAUCUCGAGCGGUAGAGUGGAAUCUGUAAAUCGGCUUUCCACCCACUUGGGUUUAGAGAAGAUGAUGACAUCUCACCCACAGAACCAUCUCAUGGCUCUUCAGAUUUUGCAGAGCUUCGGUGCUCCAAAAUGAGCUCUACGGUCCAUUUUGAUAUGUACAAACUCCGGAAAGAAAACCUAAAGCUCUCUUUUGGUUUCUGUACGGUUCUAUCAGUUUUUAGUUUUUUUUUGAUAAUAGCUUGAGCUUGGAAUCCAUGGAGUUAGGAUUGGAAGCUCCAUUGAUCAGUCGAUCUAGAUUCUUUCAUGGUGGGAACCCGUUCUUUGUCGCCUGCAGUCGUCAACUAAAAAUCUCUGCCAACACACCUCCUCCUGGGUUUAUGUGCUAUCGUAGUCGAAUUAAGACGAAUUUCACUGGCCCUUAUAUUUCCAGAAGUUUUUGCUCGUCGAAAUUCCAGGAAGCUAAGUUGAUUAAUGGCGAGCUCUCCUCGAAAGCGGCGGUUAUGGAAAGGGAGGGUGUGGUGGUUGGUGAUUCUAUUGCUGAUGGGAAGCUAGAUUUAUUGGACAUUUUGUCCAAGUGUGGAUGUAUUUUUGGUGCAAUGGUUUGUGGAAUUUUUGUGUUUGGCUGCCAGAGGGUUCUUGCGACGGAUGGGGUUGUGAAUGCGGGCUAUAGUGUUUUUGGAGAGAGCCGGCUGUUACUUAAGGGCGCUUGGCCCAAAGUGUUGCAGGUUCUAUGCGUGUUCAAAGAGCAAGGUUUGAUUUUGGCUGCGCUUUUGGGUCUUUCCGCAUUUUUUUCCAUGGCUGAGACUUCAAUAACGACGUUAUGGCCUUGGAAGGUGCGUGAAUUGGCUGAUAAGGAGCCUGAGAAUGGUGUCUUCAGAAUGCUUCGAAGUGAUGUAACCCGGUUCCUGACUACAAUUCUUAUAGGCACCACCGUGGUCAACAUUGGAGCAACUGCACUAGUCACAGAGGCAGCAACAGCAAUAUUUGGUGAAGCUGGCAUCAGUGCUGCAACUGGAGUUAUGACUGUUGCUGUUUUGCUCCUCACAGAAAUUACUCCAAAAAGUAUUGCAGUUCACCAUGCCACAGAGGUUGCUAGGUUUGUGGUCAGACCAGUGGCAUGGCUUUCCUUGAUAUUGUAUCCUGUGGGAAGAGUUGUCACUUUUCUAUCAAUGGGAAUGCUUAAAGUGCUCGGGUUGAAAGGGAGGAGUGAACCAUACGUUACUGAAGAUGAGUUGAAGUUGAUGUUGCGAGGGGCAGAGUUAAGUGGAGCAAUAGAGGAGGAAGAACAGGACAUGAUUGAAAAUGUGUUAGAGAUAAAAGAUACACAUGUCAGGGAAGUAAUGACACCGCUGGUAGAUGUUGUUGCAAUUGAUGCUAGUGCAUCACUUAUUGAUUUCCAUAACUUGUGGGUGACUCAUCAAUAUUCGAGGGUGCCUGUUUUUGAGCAGCGUGUUGACAAUAUAGUGGGUAUUGCAUAUGCAAUGGAUCUACUGGAUCAUGUCCAAAAGGGUGAGCUACUAGAAAGUUCUUUUGUGGGGGAUAUUGCACACAAACCUGCAUAUUUUGUGCCAGAUUCAAUGUCAGUAUGGAAUCUUCUUAGAGAGUUUCGCAUCAGGAAGGUCCACAUGGCUGUUGUUCUUAAUGAAUAUGGUGGCACUGUGGGAGUAGUUACUCUGGAAGAUGUUGUUGAAGAAAUUGUUGGUGAAAUCUUUGAUGAAAAUGAUUCGAAGGAGGAGAUCCAGAAAAAAACUGGUUAUGUUGUAAUGCGAGCAGAAGGGAUUUUUGAUGUUGAUGCAAAUACAUCAAUAGAUCAACUCUCUGAGGAUUUAAAUGUCAAAAUGCCAGAGGGUCAUCAGUAUGAGACUGUAUCAGGUUUUAUCUGCGAGGCAUUUGGAUAUAUUCCCAGGACAGGUGAGACUAUAAAAGUGGUACUUGAAAAGGCAAACCUGGAGGAGAAUGAGGAAUAUAAUGAAGCAGAAUCUGAUCGCCAUGAUCAUAAGGAAAAGUGUCAGAGUUAUAAACUUGAGAUAUUGGCAGGAAAUGCAAGGAAGGUAAGUGCUGUCCGAUUUGAACGAGUAAACCAAGAUGAUGCAACAGCAGAGACCAAAGAAGUUACUCGCUUGGUACCUAGAAUCAUGAAAAGGAAAUUCAGUGGCAACGAAGACUCAAAUAAGGGUGAGUGCAUUGAGAUUCCAUUCCAGGAGAGACUAGAGGAUGGCUUCUAUGUUGAUGUAAUAGCUGAACAUGAACAUGAUUAUGAUAAUAGAAAUAAGCAGUAGUUAAAACUCCAUGAUCUUCCCUUUCAUACAUCAGCAAGAAUACGCAAAGAGAGAACAAAAAGAUGAAAGUAAGAAGGGAAACUAGCAUGUAAGUUUUGUUUACAGAUGAAGAGAAGUAUCGACGUCUGUAUCAUCAAAAUUAUUCGAAGUUUGGAUAUUGGCUUUAUCUCUGGGACAAAAGUUCAUCAGCAGGGGAGCCUCAACAGCUUGGAAAUUGGCAUGGUUGACCUGUGAAUUGGCUGGGUGGGAAAUAGAACCUUGGUGAGGUUGCCGAAGAGGCAGUAUCAAUUCAGGAUGGAAGAGUAGCCUGGAUGUCUCGAGAUGCACAAUUGGAGUGAUUCGUUCAGACUCAACAAACCAUCUCAAGAGCUCUCUUUGUUCUCUCAUCGCCUUCACCCUCUGCAACUGCCUGAACCUCUCCUGCAGGAGAGCAAUGGAGGAACUGAGAGUAAUAUUAUCAUUCUGCCUACCCAUUGGUGGGACUAACUCUUGCUGUGGUUGAUGGUGGUGGGAUUGAUUUUUACAUAGCCCUGAAAGGCUUUAUGCGUAUUUAUAGGAAAGAGCCCUCUAAUAGAUUCUGGGCAUCCGAAAAAAGAGUAGAAUCGGCAGCUGGGAUGCAUAGUCCAAGGAAGUAAGGUUAUAUGGCUAAUCUAAGGAGCGUUGUUUGGUGGAUGCAAGGAUGGGGCCAGCACUUUCUAAGGGAGAAAAGGUUGAGAGAUAAAGUCCAAAACUUUGGUGGAAGUUAGUAUAUGGAAUGUUAUAUUUGGAGAAUAAGGUUGAGGUUUGCUUUGUCGGCUUAUCUUCAAGAGGCUUUGCCUGUGGAGAUGUUGCUUAUCUUUUCUUAAAUUUUUUUUUAAUGGGUCUUUACUUUUGUUAAUUUAUCUCUUCUUGUUCAUUUGGGGAAUAGAAGUGCAGAGAUGAGAUGUCCAGACAAGACACAGAAUUGAGGAAGGAAUAAUUUUUGGACUU